This is a messenger RNA of Plasmodium gonderi, 2328 nucleotides long. Its product is annotated as HD domain containing protein. Gene Ontology annotation, biological process: dGTP catabolic process. The coding region runs from base 1 to 2328 and encodes 775 amino acids. Gene Ontology annotation, molecular function: dGTPase activity. The record is from RefSeq and is a predicted model, not a curated record. Gene Ontology annotation, cellular component: nucleus. The transcript has a single exon. NCBI's taxonomy places the organism in Eukaryota, Apicomplexa, Aconoidasida, Haemosporida, Plasmodiidae.
AUGAAUAUGCAAUGUAAUAAUAUUAGCUCUACUAACGAAACCUUAAGUGUAAAGGAUUUUUUACGCAAUAUAUCCCUGGACAGGGAAGAUAAAAUAUUACAAAAUCUAGAGCACAACAAUAUAAAAACAAUUUACGAUUUUUUAUACCAUGUUUCAUACCUAACGGUUACGAGCUGCACUGAUAUGAGCAAUGCUGAAAGUCUUAACAUAAAUAAUCAAUCGAAUGUAAAAUUGGGAAAUGCACAUAAAAAUAGUUUCCAAAAUGGUCAUGCCGUAAAUAGUAAAUUGUUCAAGAAUAAUGGGGAUGAAUGCAACGGAGAACAUGUAGAUUUGCACAAUAUGCAUAAUAUUGAGACGAAUGGAAAUGUCGAAAAGUGGAAUGGCUUGCAAAAGAAUGGAACGCAUAAUGUGGUAAUGCAAAACGAAUGUAUGCAUAGCAAUGGCAUACAGAGCGAAUCCCAGCUUGCAAAAACCCAUACGUGCAAAGAAAUAAAAGAGAUGCAUGACUAUUACGAAGAGGAAAUAGAAAAACAAAGAAAUAAUAAGAAAAAAUUUGAGUAUUAUUAUUUUGACAUGUACAUCAAAUCAGAAGUUAUUAAAACACUCCCCACGACAGAUAGAGACAAGGAAAGGUUAAUUAAUUAUAUUUACAAAAUGAUGGAAUUAAAUGACAUAAUAAUGAUAUGUAUUUAUUUUGGUAUGUUACAUUUAUGGCCCAAAUUUGAACAGUGUAAUAUUCGAAACUUGGAUUUAUUUAAGAGAAUAAUCUUAGAAGGAAAAAAAUUUGAGCGAUUAAAAAACGAAAUUGGAAUAUCCUUUUCCGAAUUCAUUCUACUUCUUAGAUUCACUUUAAGAAUAAAAAAAAAGAGAAUUUUUUGUAAUAACAUUUUUAGCCAAUUCAGUCAGCACGAUUAUAAAAAUAAAAAAAAAAGUACUAAAACUAUAUGCGACAAAAUUCAUCAAUUUAUAGAGUUUGAUAAUUGGACAUUUAAGAAUAUUAUAGACAAUCCUUUUUUUCAGAGAUUACGAAAUUUGUCACAAUUAGGUGCUUGUCAGUUUGUUUAUCCAGGAGCUACACACACCAGAUUUGAGCAUAGUUUAGGAGUUGGAUUUUUGUCUGCAAAAUAUUUCGUACAUUUGUGUAAUCGAUAUAAUUUAUCACCAUAUAAUGGAGAACUAAAUAGAAUGCUUCAAUGCAUACAAAUAGCUGGUUUGUGUCAUGAUUUAGGACAUGGCCCUUUUAGUCACACAUUCGAAAGCUUCUUUAUGAACUAUAAAAAAGAAGACACAGAUCACAAAUGGAAUCAUGCAUCAAUGUCCCUUAAAAUUGCAGAGCACAUUAUAGAAAAUUUAAUAGACAGAGACGAUGUGUUAGAUUCUACCGAUAUAAAAAUUAUAAAAGAGUUAAUAAAAGGUAGAGAACAUCAUAAAUCACUUUGUGGAAUAGAUCCCAUAGAUUCUUUAAUAGAAGCUUCCUACGAUAUUAUAUGUAAUAAUAGAAAUGGAUUAGAUGCAGACAAAUUUGAUUACUUACAGAGAGAUGCAACUAUUGCCCCACCAAAUGGCACUCUGCCAUCCCUAAAUUGCAAUCGUAUAAUUAGUCAAAGUGCUGCUAUAAAUGGUCAUAUAACAUAUAAUGUUAAGGAAAUUCAUCCCGUGUGGACUGUUUAUAUGAACAGAUUUUCUUUAUUUAAACAAGUGUAUACCCAUAGAAAAGUGAGAGUCAUGGAACUCAUGUUGUGUGAUGGAUUUCGCAUGGCGGAUGAUAUUUUCAGAUGGUCUGAAUAUUUACAUGACUUAGACUCAUUUCUUGAAUUAACAGACUCUUCUAUAAUUUAUGAUAUUAAGAAAAGAGCUAAAGUAUACAAACACGAUGAAAAGGUGCAAAAUUCUUUAAAUUUAAUUAACUCUGUUAUACACGAUAGGAAUUCAAAUUAUGCAUAUAAAUACAUUUCAGAAAUUAACAUUUCCGAACCGCAAUUGAUUAAGUACUUGAGAGAUAUAACAAACGAAGAGAGAAUAGCUAGAUAUGCCCAUGGACUAAGUCCGGAUGACAUUAUUAUUGACUGGAAUUAUUUAAAUUAUGGAAUGGGUGCAAACGAUCCUUUAGAUUCGGUUUAUUUUUACAGCUCAGAUAAUGAAGAUGAGGCAUUCAUAGCACACAAAGAGUAUAGAGGAACACACCCAAGAUAUUUUGAAGAAUGUAAUGUCAGAUUGUAUUGUAAAAAUAAAAUGGUAACUCAUUUAGCAAAAGAUGCACAUAACAAGUUUAUAUCUGAUAUUUUUUCAGAGUCUUCCCCCCUUUAUAAGAAAAAAAUAAUGAAGUGA